Molecule: messenger RNA, 801 nt
Organism: Melampsora larici-populina 98AG31
Lineage: Eukaryota; Fungi; Basidiomycota; Pucciniomycetes; Pucciniales; Melampsoraceae
Exons: 6
Coding region: 1-801 (266 amino acids)
Source: RefSeq, a predicted model, not a curated record
AUGUCUAAUCCUUCCGCAAUCACUCCGGCUGCGACUCCCGUGACUGGCUACAUGAACAGUUUGUUUGAAGAACCAGAGGAACGGGUCGGAGACAAGCGACAAUCAACCUGCCUCAAACAAGCCCUCUUAUUGUGUGUGGGCACUGCGGCUUGUGAUGCUUUUGAUCAGAAUAACCUGAUGACAUUCAAGGUCCGAUUCAAAAUUUAUACCGAUACGGAGGUCAACAUCAACGCUCCGAAUCAGAGCACCCCCAAAGUUGGGGCUAGUAAGAAGGUACCAAAGUCUUCUAAACUCAAUCUGAUUGAUUCUAAAGCAAUCAACACUGGCUACCUCGAAACAAAAAUUUGUGUGUUUGGAAAAAGUUUGAAUGAGUUCAAGGACCUUGUGGCUGGAGCUUGUGAAAAGUACGAGGCUGGUAUGAAAAAUGUAAUUCUCAAUAGUCCUUUCUCGCCUGACCUCAAGUGGAAAGCCACCAUUGGGCGGUCCAAAAUGUACAAGUUAAAGCGAAAGAUAAGGCAAGCAUCCGCGACUAAGAAGCUGAUUGCAACAACGAACAGAGGCGGAACCGAAGUUCAAGAAACCAAGGAAUUGAAGAAAGAGAGAGAGUUAGCUACUUUUGCUAACGCGAUUUUUAGCAAACACACACUUGAAAAGUCCAAAGGUGGACCUGCCAACAUUGCAACCACGGAAAUACCUCCGAAUACUUCGGAAUUCCGGUAUGAAAUCAAUGAGAGCCGGUGGUUCCACCCUGACAUGGGUGUGGAUCACCAGGUUGAACUUUGUUUGCAAGGGAAGCCUUGA